Amblyraja radiata (thorny skate) is the source of this 1001-nucleotide messenger RNA. It is a transcript of the gene tmem70, whose product is annotated as transmembrane protein 70. Gene Ontology annotation, cellular component: mitochondrial membrane. NCBI's taxonomy places the organism in Eukaryota, Metazoa, Chordata, Chondrichthyes, Rajiformes, Rajidae. The coding region runs from base 117 to 857 and encodes 246 amino acids. The record is from RefSeq and is a predicted model, not a curated record. The transcript is spliced from 3 exons. Gene Ontology annotation, biological process: mitochondrial proton-transporting ATP synthase complex assembly.
UAGCGGGGCGGAGCUGUUGCUGCAAUCGACGCUGUAGUUGGAGGUUAUCAGCAGCCAAUGAUCCUAUAGCUAUAGGAUCUUUGGUUUGCAGGCGCUGGGGACGGUAUUUAUCAGAAAUGGCGCUGAUGGGCACGAUGUUGUGUCUUCGCUCGGUUUUCACCAGGAAAGCGGCAGCGGCUUCUGUGCUUCCAGCUGCCAGAGCUUUCUGUGUUGUUAGCAGCUGCAAAUACCGCUCCGUUCACGGGCUCCCGGGCCGCGGGCGGUCGCAGGACACGGGGGGUCGCCGGCUGCUAGGCAGCGGUUUUGCAGCACAGAUUAACCUUCCAUGCCGUCACCAUUUUCGCUAUUUUUGUUCCGAUGGAAAAACCAGGGAAGAACGAUUGAUUUACGCCGGAAACUUAGCUAAGGCAGUAUUUGGUGUGAAGUUCUUCUCUUACUCCACCAGUAUUUUUAGUUGUUGCAUGAUGCCUUAUAUCAUUCUGCAGACUGGUCUUGGAGUUCAGAGCCCUUUAUUACAAGCAGCAUUCUGUGGCAUAAUUGGAUUUUUUACUUUUUUAAGUCCUACAGUAUUGCAUUUCCUCACCAAAGGUUAUGUGAUUCGUCUAUAUCACAGUGCGGAAACUGACAGUUACACAGCCAUCACUUACAACAUCCUUCUACUACAGAAGAAAACUAUUUUCCAUCAGAAGGACGUGAAAGUUCCUGGAGUCAGCAGGAUGUUCACCACGUUCUAUGCAAAUGAGAAGUCAAUGCUAGUAAAUCCAGUACUUUUCUGGCAUCCAAAUGAUUAUAAUCACCUUAUGGGUUACGAUCAACCUUUUUCCUUUAAUUUGGAUGAUAUAAAGGAAAGAGAUUGAGCAAGGAGGCUACAUGUACAGUUUGUUAAAUAUAGUAAAAUUGUUUUUUUUCAAUCAUUUGUAGGUAGCUAAAUGUUCCAUUUAAUUUUAUACACAUUUAAAUGUAAGAAACUUGCUGUAUAUAAUUAAAAGAAAAAUAAUGCA